AAAAAACGACGCUAAAUGUUUCCUGUAUUGUUUCUGGCCUACAUUGUAGCCGUUAAAGUAUUCAAGAAGACUACCCCUAAUGGCAAAGUUACGGUAUAUCUGGGCAAGAGAGACUUCAUCGAUCAUCUAGAUCAUAUUGAUCCCAUUGACGGCGUUAUUGUCGUGGAGAAUGACUAUCUUCAGGGGCGUAAAGUUUUUGGUCAAGUCUCGACAACUUAUCGAUAUGGUCGCGAAGAGGACGAAGUUAUGGGAGUCAAGUUCAGCAAAGAACUCGUGCUAUGUCGCGACCAAAUAGUACCAUUGAAGAAAGAGAAGCAGGAGACCACAACGAUUCAAGAACGUUUGUUGAAGCGUUUGGGUUCGAAUGCAUAUCCAUUCACGUUUCACUUUCCGCAGAUGGCUCCAUGCUCAGUCACUCUUCAACCCGGUGACGAUGAUCAAGGAAAGCCUUUGGGAGUCGAAUAUGCUGUAAAAGUAUUUGUUGGAGACAACGAAGAAGACAAGGGACACAAAAGGUCCUCUGUAUCAUUAGCCAUCAAGAAACUACAAUAUGCCCCGCCGACGCGAGGUCGUCGACUUCCCAGCUCUUUGGUAUUCAAGGGAUUCACCUUCUCCCAGGGUAAACUGAACUUGGAAGUCACAUUGGAUAGAGAAAUUUAUUAUCAUGGCGAGAAAGUUGCGGCGAACGUUACAGUUACGAACAAUUCUCGAAAGGCAGUAAAAAAUAUCAAAUUGUAUGUGGUUCAACAUUGCGAGGUGACUAUGGUAAAUGCUCAAUUUUCGCGGCACGUUGCUAGCUUGGAGACUCGCGAGGGUUGUCCGAUUACACCAGGCGCAUCCUUCACGAAACAGUUCUAUCUUGUGCCUUUGGCCAGCAGCAAUAAGGAUCGUCGUGGCAUCGCUCUCGAUGGACAUCUUAAAGAUGACGAUGUAAAUUUGGCAUCCUCGACUUUAAUCGCUGAGGGUAAAUGCCCGACUGAAGCCUUGGGUAUCGUGAUUUCUUAUUCUGUUCGAGUCAAGCUGAACUGUGGUACCUUAGGUGGUGAACUGAUUACUGAUGUUCCAUUCAAAUUGAUGCAUCCAGCUCCUGGUACCAUUGAAAGAGAAAAGGCUAUACUAAAGAAGAGCAAAAGCAUCGAAAGAGCACGUUACGAGAAUUCUUGUUAUGCCAACGAUGACGAUGAUAAUAUCGUAUUUGAAGAUUUUGCUCGUUUGCGUUUAAAUGAACCAGAGUAAACCAAAGAUCGGCGCUUUUUCUUGCAGCUGAUUUCUUCAAAAGAAUCCUGAGCUCCGUUCGUAGUGGAUUAUUUUUCCGUGUUUAAAAAAAUUGAUUUUU
This is a messenger RNA of Camponotus floridanus (Florida carpenter ant), 1336 nucleotides long. It is a transcript of the gene Arr2, whose product is annotated as arrestin homolog. Gene Ontology annotation, biological process: signal transduction; G protein-coupled receptor internalization. Gene Ontology annotation, molecular function: G protein-coupled receptor binding. The coding region runs from base 16 to 1236 and encodes 406 amino acids. The record is from RefSeq and is a predicted model, not a curated record. Gene Ontology annotation, cellular component: cytoplasm. NCBI's taxonomy places the organism in Eukaryota, Metazoa, Arthropoda, Insecta, Hymenoptera, Formicidae. The transcript has 7 exons.